UCAGCCUACCUAUAGACAUCUGAUCUGGGGAAGUUAUUACUGUGCUUUGUUUACAAUAAAUCACUCAGAUGCUUUCAUAUCUUAUCUGAUUCUUAGUCCCUGGGGGCUGUCCCAGAGUCUUCUGUGUUGGCUACUUGCACAAAGCCAGUACAACAUACAGAAGGAGCAUGCGAACAUGCACGCAGCCAAAUGGUUAUCCCUGACAGAGAAAGAGACCUGUCAGGACACCAAACUGGUGACUCCUGAACUACCACACUUGUCAGUUACCUUUAAAAAAAAUCUUGGGUCACAAUCAUUAAUGAUUUACAGAGGCAUAUGUCUGGUAGCCUUCCUCCAUGGGGAUUGAGUUUCUCAAAGGUUCCCAUCCCUGCUUUUUUCAUUUUCUGGUAUCUUCUGUUCCCUCAUGAGGUGCCUGAUGUUGGGGUUUGGUGGACAGGUUCCUUCAUACUGCCUUUUUCUGUAAUAUACAGUAGACGUGGCUAUGUAUAUUCUGUUGCUGAGUUUCCUUCUUUAAGUUGCUUCCUUCCUUUCCCAACUCUUACCAGAGGUUUGAGCUGUUAUUGAUGAGUUAGUAUUAAAGAAGACAGGAUUUUCAGACUCUGCGUGUCCAAGGUGAAGCUACUACAAAGAUUGUAGAAGUAGCCACACCUCUUGAAAUCAAAUUCUGGCCCUUAUAUAAUGCAGACUUUGCACCACUGACCUUUGCACAGGUGGAUAGGAUCUGGUACAAAUAAUCUAAUAAUUAAGUAGAAGAGCAGUCACUUCAAUUUCUCCUCUGAAAUGGCUUGCUCUGCAAGGAUUUUGGGGACAGUCUGGUGCUUUUUUAUCAGCAUCUCUGUAAAUUCUGUGCCACGAUGGCGAGGACUGGUCUAUGGACUCCCACCUCCUUGUGAGAGCCAGAUUUACUGCUUUGGGGACCUGCUGAAGCAGGUUCAGCUGACCAAGCUCUUCUCUGAUGACAAGCAUUUUGUUGACAUGGCAUUGCGGGAGUCUCCAGAAUUAGUUCUGAAGAAGUUUCAGCAGCUAGUAAAUGUGACUCCAGGGGGGAUAUUGUCCAAAGAGCAGCUGCAACAGUUUGUGAAUUCAUCCUUCAGUGACCCUGGACAGGAGUUCGAGCAGUGGGAACCUCAAGACUGGACAAGCAGCCCCCGGGUUCUAGCCAAAAUUUCUGACCAGAAACUUCAGGCAUGGGCAUCAGAUCUAAAUGCCAAGUGGAAAUCUCUGGGGAGAAAGAUCAAAGAUGACGUAGGUGCUCGCCCAAUGUUUUACUCACAGAUUUAUGUGCCACACCCUCUGAUGGUGCCUGGUGGCAGGUUCAUUGAAUAUUAUUACUGGGAUUCCUAUUGGGUGAUUGAAGGGCUGCUCAUCUCUGAAAUGACCACCACAGCCAAGGGGAUGAUAAAGAACUUCCUAUACCUAGUGGAAAGGUACGGGCACAUCCCAAAUGGAGGGCGAGUCUAUUACCUGCGCCGGAGCCAGCCGCCUUUCCUCACACUGAUGAUGGAUGCCUACCUGGCCCAUACCAAUGACACAGAGUUUCUCAGGGAGAAUAUCCAUUUGCUGGAGAUGGAGUAUGAGUUCUGGCAGAGGAAUCGGUCUGUGAGCAUCACAGUUGGGGACAGGAAUCACAGUCUGAACUACUACAACGUUCAGAUCGGGGAGCCCAGACCAGAGUCCUACAGCAAAGACUGGGAGUUGGCAACAGACUUAAAUGAAGAUGCCAGGCAGGAACUUUGGGCAGAGCUAAAAUCUGCGGCAGAGUCAGGCUGGGACUUCUCUUCUCGCUGGUUCCUCUCCUCGCCUCAUCCAAUCUCUGCAACACUGAAGGACACCAAAGCCAGUGCGGUAGUGCCAGUUGAUCUGAAUGCCUUUCUGUGCAAGACCGAGCACCUGUUGGCUUCAUUCUACAGGAUACUGGGAAACACCACCAAGGCUGCCCAGUUCCAGGCCAAUCUGGAGCACAGGCUCGAGGCUGUCCAAGCUGUCUUCUGGAAUGAGGCUGCUGGAGUCUGGAUGGACUUUAACCUCCUGAAGAAGCAGCUAAACCCAGCUUUUUACCCCACCAAUCUGGCACCUCUGUGGACUGACUGCUUCUCGGACCAGGCUGCAGCUGAGAAGGCAGUUCGGUACCUAGAGAGGAGCUCAGCGCUAUCCUAUAAGAACGGUCUCCCUACAUCACUUGCCAGAACUGGGGAGCAGUGGGAUCUGCCCAAUGCCUGGCCUCCACUGCAGCAUAUGGUGAUUGCAGGUUUGGCCAAGUCCAGCUCCCCAGGAGCCAAGGAAACUGCCUUUAUCCUGGCUCAGAAUUGGAUCAGAACCAACUUUGCCUUAUAUAAGAAGUACCAGGCCAUGUUCGAGAAGUACAGUGUGGAUGGAGAUGGGAACCCAGGGACCGGAGGAGAGUACCAAGUCCAGGUAAGACCACGUACUGAAGUCCAUAGGUGGGGAGGGGUGUGUGUGUUCAUAGAAUCUCUCACUAGGCCUAGAGGGCAGGGCCAGACAAGUUGGUAGGGUGGAAGCUGCUGCUGAGGUUCAUUCUCCAUGUGAGUUCCUGCCUUGCAUAGCAGGAGCAUGUGCCUUGUUAAUGCUGCAUUCUUCAAGUGCUUGCUCAUAUGUAUUCCAACUGAGGUGUGUACAUGCCACAUGCGUGGCUGCUGGAAAGUUUUUACCCUAGCUGCUGAGUUGGCUGUGGAGCCACCUGGAGUGGCUCUGGUGCAACGCCCUAUAUAUGACCCAGCCAACUCAACAGCCCCUCAGUUUUUCUUACUGCCAGCAAUGACUAUUGGAAUUUGUGGCUGUCUUGCUUCGCAAGUGCCUUAUUCCCCCUAGUGUGGACGCAUCCUCUCUGGGCUGGGGUGCUUAUCUCGGGGACCACACCACUCAAGCGAUGUGGGCAGAGGAGGGGUUGUCCCUCUAUAUCAACGUGUGCAAAUUUGUGUGUUUAGCUUUUCUCCUUCACAUUCAGGGUUGCUGCACGGCAGUCAUGACUGACAACUUGACUACCAAACAGGACAGAGCCAGGUUGUCCCCUCUUUGCACCAAAGCCUUUCACCUGUGGGGUUUGUGCAUAGCCCACUUUAUUCACCUGGAAGUGUCCUACCUUCCGGGGGUUCAAAAAUCAGCUGGUGAACUGUCUCAGCCAGCACUUCCUGACUCACGAGUGGCCACUUUGACUGGAUGUCCUCCACGCUGUGUUCCAAGCAUGAGGGUUUCUCCAGGUAGAUCUGGUCUCUGCCUUCCACAUUGGGAGGAAAAGGUCAGGACAUUUUCCUCCCAGUUUUUUAUCCAAAGCCCAUGGGAUCAGUGGCUACACUCCCUGGAUGUCAGGAGAGCGCUCGCAUUCUACAGUGAUAGACUAAGUCCUUUAAUAAACCCUCACACCUUUUCAUGGGAAUGGCAGACUGGAUGAAGGGUCUGCCAGUUUCAUCACAGUGCUGCUUCUCCUGAUUAUGGCGUGAUUCCGCAGAUGUUAUAACCUAGCUAAGGUGUCUCUGCUGCCUCUCACAGCGCACUCCACAUGGGUACACGCCUCCUUGGCUGCUUUUCUGACCCACAUUAAUCCCCAGGAAAUCUGCAAUGUGCUCCUUGGUUUGUACCAUCAUGUCACACUCCUAGGCUGUGUCUACGCUGGGCCACUUAUUCUGGAAAAGCAGCCGCUUUUCCGGAAUAAGCUGCGAGC
Messenger RNA from Pelodiscus sinensis (Chinese soft-shelled turtle), 3679 nucleotides. The record is from RefSeq and is a predicted model, not a curated record. Lineage: Eukaryota; Metazoa; Chordata; Testudines; Trionychidae.